AUGGCACCGUCUAUCGCUACUCCUGAGCACGUUGGCCUCCGGGCCCCAAUCAAGACUGCCCUCAAGACCAACGCAGGGCACAACAAGGAGAACCUGAUCGGUUAUGGAGAGACAUACAAGCAUGGAGACGAACUAAAGGGCACUGUCAAGCAGCCUCCUGCAUCAUUCCCUAACUAUCUUCCCGUUUGGGACAACGAGACCGAGAGAUACCCACCACUCCAGCCCUUCGAGCACUACGACCACGGUAAAGACGCCAACCCAGCUUUCCCAGACCUCUUCCCGAAGAAUGGAUCCUACCACCUCGAUGAACUCACACCCACCAUCGGCUCCGAAGUCACCGGUAUCCAACUAAGCCAGUUAACCAAGGAAGCCAAGGACCAACUCGCCCUCUUCGUGGCGCAGAGGAAAGUCGUCGCCUUCCGCGAUCAAGACUUCGCCCACCUCCCCAUCGACAAGGCUCUCGAAUUCGGCGGCUACUUCGGCCGUCAUCACAUCCACCAAGCCUCUGGUGCUCCCAAGGGCUACCCUGAGAUUCACCUCGUUCACCGCGGGGCAGACGACACCAGCGGCGCAGACUUCCUCGCCGGCCACACAAACUCAAUCACCUGGCACUCCGACGUCACCUUUGAAGUGCAGCCGCCCGGAACUACAUUCCUGUACUUGCUCGAUGGGCCCACGAGCGGCGGAGACACGCUCUUCGCGGACAUGGCACAGGCGUACAAGCGUCUCUCGCCUGAAUUCCGCAAGCGCCUGCAUGGCCUCAAGGCUGUGCACUCCGGUGUCGAGCAGGUAAAUAACAGUCUCAACAAGGGCGGCAUUGCUCGCCGGAACCCCAUUUCGACUGAGCACCCCAUUGUGAGGACACAUCCUGUGACGGGGGAGAAAGCCCUGUUUGUUAACCCGCAAUUCACCCGCAACAUCGUCGGCUAUAAGAAGGAGGAAUCAGACUUCCUCCUGAAGUUCCUUUACGACCACAUUGCCUUAUCACAGGACAUCCAGGCCCGCGUGAGAUGGCGCCCUGGCACGGUUGUCGUCUGGGAUAACCGAGUUGCCUGCCACAGUGCCCUCUUUGACUGGGCUGACGGCCAGAGACGACAUUUGGCGAGAAUUACACCUCAAGCCGAGCGGCCUUAUGAAACGCCAUUCGAUGGUUAA
Aspergillus mulundensis is the source of this 1155-nucleotide messenger RNA. Its product is annotated as TauD/TfdA dioxygenase family protein. The record is from RefSeq and is a predicted model, not a curated record. Gene Ontology annotation, molecular function: 2-oxoglutarate-dependent dioxygenase activity. The transcript is spliced from 4 exons. The coding region runs from base 1 to 1155 and encodes 384 amino acids. NCBI's taxonomy places the organism in Eukaryota, Fungi, Ascomycota, Eurotiomycetes, Eurotiales, Aspergillaceae. Gene Ontology annotation, cellular component: cytoplasm.